GAUUCCCCACAGCGAUCAGAUGAGAGAGCUGCACGUUUCUCUGUGUGUCUCCGGGUCCAUGUUGGAGUUGAUCUGCUCUGCUGGGUCAUUUCAGGCCACGUCUGUCCGAUCACAGGAGUAAACGCUGAUAUUACAGGGAUAUCUAAUAAAGGACAUACACACAUAUUGUGUUGCAGCUUCGAGGGCAAAGCAAGGGAGGCAGUUCUCAUGACAUGGUUUAGGGGGAUGUAAGGCAGAAUGUAAGAUUUUCAUGUUGGGAGGGAUUUGUGCAUAUCAGCCCUGGCAGGACUAAACGUUCCCACAUCUUUCUGCUGACUAAGAAGCUAUGGACAUUGACUGACUUUCCUGAGCCUCCACUGCUCCAAACUACUCUGGGACGACUCCGAUAUCACAAAGAACAAGAUAUCAGCGAGUCCGUGGAUGACAACAGAAUGAUGUUUAAGGCCUAAUAUACAGCAGUAUGUCAGAGCAAGCAGACAAAUGCAACUCCCGCUGGAAAGAUGAGCCCAUGCAGAAUGGAUACAUACCAAGUUAUCUGGACAAGGAUGAGCUGUGUGUUGUGUGUGGGGACAAAGCGACUGGUUAUCAUUACCGUUGCAUUACCUGUGAGGGCUGCAAAGGUUUUUUUCGACGUACAAUUCAAAAGAACUUAAACCCGACGUACGCGUGCAAAUACGAGGCCAAGUGCGUCAUUGACAAAGUCACACGCAACCAGUGCCAAGAAUGUCGCUUCAAGAAAUGCAUCGCUGUUGGCAUGGCAACAGACUUGGUGUUAGAUGACAGUAAGCGUCUAGCCAAGCGGAAGCUGAUCGAGGAGAACCGCGAGCGACGGCGGCGGGAGGAGCUGCAGAAGACGGUGUGGGAGCGACCAGAGCCCACGCAGGAGGAGUGGGAGCUGAUCCGGGUUGUCACCGAGGCCCAUAUGGCCACAAACGCCCAAGGCAACCACUGGAAACAGAAGCGCAAAUUCCUGGUCGAGGAAGCAAUGCUACUUAAUGAAAUAACAUGUAAUUUAUUCUGUACUUCUGACCAGAGUGCAGUGGGGGUGAAGGAAGCCAAGCCAGAGGACAUCGGUUCGGCGCCCAUCGUCAACGCACCAGAGGGGAGCAAAGUGGACAUAGAAGCCUUCAGUCAGUUUACAAAAAUUAUCACCCCCGCCAUCACUCGUGUUGUGGAUUUUGCCAAAAAGCUGCCCAUGUUCUGUGAGCUGCCUUGUGAGGACCAGAUCAUUUUGCUGAAGGGUUGCUGUAUGGAGAUCAUGUCUCUGCGAGCAGCAGUGCGAUACGAUCCCGAGAGCGAGACUCUGACGCUGAACGGGGAGAUGGCCGUCACGCGGGGCCAGCUUAAGAACGGGGGUCUUGGUGUGGUCUCAGACGCCAUCUUUGAUCUGGGCGUCUCGCUGUCCUCCUUCAACUUAGAUGAUUCGGAGGUGGCAUUGCUACAAGCCGUGAUUUUGCUUUCCUCGGAUCGUCCAGGUUUAACGAGUGUCGAGCGGAUAGAGCGCUGUCAGGAGGAGUUUCUCUUGGCCUUCGAACAUUACAUCAACUACCGUAAGCACAAGGUGGCUCACUUCUGGCCCAAGCUGCUGAUGAAGGUGACAGACCUGCGCAUGAUCGGUGCCUGCCACGCCAGCCGCUUCCUGCACAUGAAGGUGGAAUGUCCCACAGAGCUCUUUCCGCCCCUCUUCCUGGAAGUGUUCGAAGACUGACGGCCAAGCAGUCGGGCCAAGCUGCUCCCACCGACACCAACCUCCACAGAUCCGACCUCCCUCCCAGACUCCGUCUCCCUGUUUCUGGUCACAUGACUCUGUUCUAGCACUACUGAGCGUCAUUUCAUUCCAUAGUUUUAGGAGUAGCUCUCUGGCCUAUUUUGAAUGGAACCAUUCCUCUUACAAAGCGGGUACAUGUGAAUAGCGUUACAAUUUUUUUUUUUCUUUCGCUCUUUGUAAAAAGAAAAAUCAGCUUUCUGUUACUCUAGGUUUUUUUUCUUUCCAAUAUUAAAUUGUUUCUUUUUCAGAUCAUAGUCUUUGAUGCCGCUUAACGGAGAUGUAUGAACUAUGCAUUCGGGUUUCGUGUCACACAUCAGGCCUCAGAAAAGAGAUAAAGAGCACCACACUGCGAAGGAGGAUGCAAUACUUUCCUUUCACGUCCCUUAUCUGUUGGUCUAAAGGUCUUUUCAUGCUCACAUUAAGCCAUAAAUUGUUUAUAGUUCUGGUCCAAAACCCAAUGGGCUGCCUAGCUAGACAACAUUUCAAGACAUCAGAAGCGCAUCCUUGUAUUGACACGGUAAAAAAGUCACAAAAUCACAAAUGAGGGCUCUUUAAUAUCUCGAUUGCUUGUUUCAGAUAAGAUCGCUAAAUGCAAAGUGAAUAGAAACAUUUGGUGGCUUAAUUUUCUUCUGCUGUUCUUGAGGGUUAAAUCACAGUAAUAUUACAUCUCAUCUCCCUCACGGCCUGCUAAGAUUAGCAAAAAACAGACACAUACAUAAACACUACACGAUUUUGUCAGAGAUCACUGUUUUUGAGUAUCAUUAAGUUGCUGUGGUUUGCACAUUACACAAUAUUUCAUUAGGAAGAAUCCAACUUGUUUACAAAAUGCAUGCAUGAGAAGUGAUACAACCCCCGAAAUUUCUGUUGCCCUGUAUCUUGCUCUGUCAUUGGCUGUAGGCCAAUCACCAAUGUCAUUUCCAGUCAAAACACAUUUCUCGCUGAAAGACUCUGAGUCACGGACAGGUCCAGAUAUUUAGCCUGCCAAAUAUUUCUGAGCAUUGGCGAUGCAUCAGCUCUUCUCUCAGAUCGCGUCUUUGCUAAUUCACACUAUGCGAUCGUCACAAUACGUGAACGAGCACGGGUUUGCCUCACGUUUGUGAGCCUGGACCACGAAACCAGUCUUAAGUAGCAUGGGUAUAUUUGUAGCAGCAGCCAACAAUGGGUCAGAAUGAUUGAUUUUUCUUUUAUGCCAAAAAUCAUUCGGAUAUUAGGUAAAGAUCAUGUUCCAUGAAGAUAUUUUGUAAAGUUCCUGCUAGGGCUGUAGAUAUCAGUUAUUUUAGUAGUCGAGUAUUCUACCGAUUAUUCCAUUAAGUAAUCGGAUAAGAUGUUUUUCCUUAUUAAAGAGCAAUACUAAAUAUACAAGAGAAAAUAAGAUAAUUUGUUUUCUUUUUAGAAAAAAUAACAUUUUUAUUGCUGAAAUUGCAAUAACCAUGAAAACUAAACCCAUUUAAUGCAUUUAUUUGCCAAAUUACAUUCAAAAUGCAAAUAUACCAAUAAUAUAUAUAUAUAUAUAUAGGCUGGUGGGCGUUCUGGCGCAAUAUGGCUGCUGUCAUGAAUGCAUUUAACUUGCAGUUACAAAUGCAUAAAUAAUAUUUUGUUAUUUUAAACAAAACAUUGAAUACUGAUAUUUACAUGUAUUUUUAAAAUGAAGAUACUUUCAAUGUGAAAUCAAAACCGCCAGUAGGUGUCAGCAAGUCACUGUUAAGUAAGUGAGUUAUUGCGAUUGAACUGAAUCAUUUAACGGGUGAUUCAUUCAAGAACGGAACACCGCCAUGUUGCGCAAAGACGCAAAACAGCGCUAUGGCUGUGUUUGGAAUGGUUAUUUGUUGGCGAAAUAGAGCAAAAACAGGCACUAUGCGGUCUAAAAUGUAAGUCUCUUAAUAUUAACUUUUUGUUUAUUGAUGAACUGUUGCAUAAAAUCAGUAUCACAUUUUUAUCAUGCUGAGGCACUCUUCGUUUGAUAUUAACUAACUUUCUGUGUGUCACAGAGAGAGAAUGAGACAAUAAAUAGCACUUAGUCUUUCACAACAUAGCUGACUUAGGGACAUCAUAACUAACCACCAUUAAUUUACGGUCUUAAAAUAUAUCCAGCCUUUAUCGGUUUGUGCUUCAGUAAUAAUGGUCCGUGGGAAAACAGUGUUUCGUGUGUAGUUACAGUAAAUGGACUAAACGAAGCUAAAUAAUUUGCCUCGAUAAUUUUUGUAAUCAAUAUUUGAUUAUUAAUAUGCAUUGCUAAAAACGUCAUUUGGAUUUUUUGCACCCUCAGAUUCCAGCCAAAUAUUGUCCUAAACUAUUCUGUUUCAUAAAAUUGACCCUUAUGAUUGGUUUUGUGGCCGAGGAUCACAUUUUGCAGGGUCACCAUCAUUAGAUACCUUUUUUUCACCAGAUUCUAAGACAGCAGUGCAUUUAUGAUGCAUUCUUAUUGCCUGCUAAUGCUUCUUUCAAAGCAGCUCACUGGGUUUUGAAAUCAGAACUGUUUUCCUUAAAAAACCCCUGACAUUUCUAAAUAGCAAGGUGGCAUGUCAGUUUUAAUUGUGGUUGUGCCCUUGUGUAAAAUCCUGUUUCUUUGUUAGCGCACCUGAAAGCUCAUGGACAAGCAGACCUUUGUGAUGCCGUAGUUCGAGUUCAUCUAAAGAGGAAAUUCAUACGCUUUUUUUUUUUUUUUUUUUUUUUUUGAUGCUCUCAAAUGUUGAUCUCCACAAACUUUAGCCAUUAUAGAAAAGAGAGCCUCUAGCCAGCAGCCACUAACGUUAGCACAUUAUGCCUCUAUUAAGGUGCCAAAAAGCUCCCUGAAAAGGCGUACUCUGUUUGGACUUGCGCCGAGCUGCUCGGAGGAACUCGAGGUCAUGAAUGCUACCCAUCCAUCGCUAGAUCAGUUGACCCGCAGGGAUGGAGCUCUAUUCAGUUGAACGCUUCUUCUCUUCUAUAGCUGUCACACGAUAGACCAAGGCAAUGCUUCUGCUUGAACUUGUUGGUGCUAUGAGUUUGCCGAUUUAUACCUCCGGGAGUGCUGUCAGUUAACCUCCGAAUCGUCUGGGUGAUUGACAUGCGCAAAUACGCGAAAUGCUGAGGUCAGUGGUCAACCCUGCAACGUGCAGGGAUGCUUUCGGUUGUGUCUGUGAUUGUUGUUUCAGCCGUUCUCGUUUCUGUCCUGAUUUUCUUCUUUUAUUGUAGUGUUAUUAAUCUUUCUAGAGACAUCCUUGUGUGCUGCAAGAGAGUUUGAAUCUCACAUACCUCUACUGAUUAUCAGGAACCGCCAGAACUGUUUUUUGUUUUUCUUUUGCUGUUGAAAGAUGGACAUGAAUUCAAAUUCACACCUCAAAACGCAGAGCAUGUUCAAUCAGUGUUUUGUUAUAGUGAUGCCUUUUGUAAGCAAUAGAAUUGCUCCAGUGGUUUUACAUGUUUUGGAUUACACAUACAAACAUACACACCGACGUAGAUAUUCGACAGACUCAAAGUCAUUGCACAGACAAUCAAUGUGUUUGCAGAGAGUGUUAUAGAAAGAUGUGGAAGGAAGUAAGGGCCACAGCCAGGGUCCAAAAUUAAUAUUUCACCAUGCCCAGGCUUUUUUUUUUUUUUUUUUUAAUAAUUGUGUAAAAUUUCAUUUACAGCCCCCACCCCCAACCCCGAAACGAUAACACAUGAUUUAGUAGAUUUCAGUUGUACGUAUUUGAUUUUAAUCACUCACACACAUAUGUGAGAUUUAGAAUAUUGUUUUUACAUUUUGAUUUAAAUCGUGCAUUAUGUUGCUUUUCCGGCAAGAAAACUGUCUUAUGUACUUGGCAAAGCCAUUUUUAUGUGUUUGUGUCAGCACUUGGCAAAUGCUAAUUUUGGACCCUGGCCACAGAUCAACACAUGCAUGCACAGACACGCUGGGAGUCAAUUCCUCUGUGCGCACAGGAAAAAAAAAAAAACACAAACGCACUACAAAAAUAAAGAUAUUUAUGGUGUAAAGGAAAGAGGCUGUAUUUUUUCAGACUGCAGAUAUUUUUACAUGUUAUAUGCACAAUAUGAACAUUUUUGAACAGUUUUACAACAAAGAAACAAAAGACUGUCUUUUCUCAGAAAUCUCCCACCAUUCUCAAACAGAAACCAGAGUCCUGUUUUUUUUAUCAAUCGCUCUUUAAUGAUCUCUCCUUAGUGUGCGUUUCAUCAUUCCAAAUUCAUUGUUUAACUAUGGUAUAUGACAACUAAUAUAUGCUCUCAAUUAAUCAUCAUAAUGACAACAAAAAAUCCAGCACAACCAAUCACAAAAAGCGAUCCUUAUUGGAUGUUAAAAUAAAACUCAAAGCCCAUCUUCAAAGAAACCAACCAGAUCUCACCGAGCUGAACUGAAAGAAAUGCAUCCCCGGAAACGAUUAUAGCACAUGUACUUCUGUUUCUAUGUGUCUUAGUUAACAUUUACCUGAUUAGUCCACAGUAUGCUGGUGGCAUGAAUAAGUGAAUUUUGAAUGUGAAUUAGUUAUCAAACAUGACAAGAAAAUGUAUUUUACUUUCUUGCUCUUCAUUUUUUUUUUUUUUUUUUUUAACAAAAUUAAGGUAUUGCACAAGCCUGCUGUGUGACAGUGGAGCCUUGAAUUUGAGUUUGGAUCAUGAUGUGAUUUGGAUAUCCUGGAAGAGACAUUGCACUAGAACAUUAUCCUGGAUUUGGCAAAAUAUGAUGAUGAUGACAGUGAUGUUGCACCUAAGGUGAAUAGGAGAAUAAAGACGGUUUUGAGAAAUCCCUGAAA
Molecule: messenger RNA, 6498 nt
Organism: Labeo rohita (rohu)
Lineage: Eukaryota; Metazoa; Chordata; Actinopteri; Cypriniformes; Cyprinidae
Gene: thrb
Product: thyroid hormone receptor beta
Exons: 14
Coding region: 461-1708 (415 amino acids)
Biological process (GO): negative regulation of transcription by RNA polymerase II; positive regulation of transcription by RNA polymerase II; retinoic acid receptor signaling pathway
Molecular function (GO): zinc ion binding; RNA polymerase II cis-regulatory region sequence-specific DNA binding; nuclear receptor activity
Source: RefSeq, a predicted model, not a curated record